GCCUGCCUUCAUCUGCCGAGCCCCCUCUCUCCCCAAAAUAGCAAUUGGAGAGGGGUUGAGAAUUAGCGCAAAUGGGGGAAUCCAUCAAUUUCCCGGUGGUUCUGAAAACUUGACUGGGUAUUCAUAUGGUCUCAAGUCCCCGGUUCUGGCCCAGCUCACGAGCUGGAACUUCUUCUGUCCCAUCCCAGGCACCAUUAGGUUGGUGUCUUCCGCUGUCCAGACGCUAAACUGCCAUCGUCAACCCCACUUUGGGUCAGCACCCCGAUUUACCCCGCCAACAGCUGUUAGGGCCUCACCAUGCCUUUUCCCUACAAGACAGUGCUCGUCACUGGCGCAACAUCGGGCAUUGGUGAAGCUCUCGCCGAGCGCAUGAUCGCCAGCGGUAUCUUCGUCAUUGCCGUCGGCCGCCGCAAAGAGCGCCUCGAUGCCCUCGUGGCCAAGCAUGGCGCUGACAAGGUGGCUGCCGAGCCAUUUGACGUGGGCGACCUCGACGCCAUUGAAGGCUGGGUGAAGAGGAUCACGGCAACAUAUCCAACGCUCGACUCUGUCGUCCUCAACGCCGGCUACCAGCGCACGCUCGACUUCACGAACCCGAAGUCGGUCUCGCUCAAGGCCGUCACGGCGGAGCUUCACACGAACUACCUCUCCCCACUACAAAUGUCCGCACAGUUUCUGCCGCAUCUAACAGCCCUCGGCCCUUCAACGCCGGCAUCCAUUGUGCUGGUGUCGUCGGGGCUGGCCGUGGUGCCGAUGCCGCGGUGCGCCAACUACAGCGCGAGCAAGGCCGCCGUACACAGUCUGGCCUGGUCGCUCCGCUCACAGCUGGCUGGACCUUACUCGCCGGCGACGCGACACAUCCGCGUUAUCGAGCUCGUGCCCCCGGCUGUACGCACCGAAUUGCAUACACAACAGCCCGAUCUCGUCGCCACCGGCGGCGCUGACAUUGGCGUUCCUCUCGACGACUACACCGACGAGACCUGGGCCGAGCUGACGGCUGAAGACGGCCCCGACGAGAUCGUCCACUCGGUUUUCAAAAACACCGGCCUCCCCGACAUUGAGCACAGGCGCGUGGCUGCCUUCGAUUCGUUUGUCGCUGUCAUGCGGAAACAGGGCGCAAGGUUCUGA
This is a messenger RNA of Lasiosphaeria miniovina, 1125 nucleotides long. RefSeq lists its product as uncharacterized. NCBI's taxonomy places the organism in Eukaryota, Fungi, Ascomycota, Sordariomycetes, Sordariales, Lasiosphaeriaceae. The record is from RefSeq and is a predicted model, not a curated record. The transcript is spliced from 2 exons. Gene Ontology annotation, molecular function: oxidoreductase activity. Bases 298 to 1125 code for a protein of 275 amino acids.